AAGGGGAAGAAGAAGGAGGAGAAGGGGAGGAAGAAGGAGGAGAAGAAGAAGAGGUGGAGGGGACUGAGUCUCCCACCAAUGAGACGACAGAGGCACCCACCAACUUCACAGACAGCCUUCCUUCAGAGUGUCUGACGGCUGAUGGACACAUCAGCUGCAGGGGCGUUGGCAUGACUCACCUGCCAAUCAUCAACAGUCUGGCAGUCACAAAGCUAGAUCUGGCAGAGAACAGCAUCAGUCACAUCAAUCCAGAGGGUUUCUCUGGUAUCCCAAACAUCGAGACUCUUGAUCUGAGCAAAAACAAACUGGAUGAUGAGUCACUCGGCCCAAACCUGCUGUCUAACUUAACCUUUCUGAAGAAGCUGAACCUAGAUGGCAACCACCUAACGAAGAUCCCAGCACUGCCACCAUCUCUGGAAGAACUGAGAAUGAACAGCAACCAACUUGACUCACUCACCCCUCACUGCUUCAUGGGUUUGGUGAACCUGCUGUCUCUGCAGCUGCAGGACAAUAUUCUCUAUGAGGGCAACGUGUCUCCUUUAGCCUUCAAGCCACUAGAGAGGAUUGUGGACCUGCGAUUGGACAACAACCGCUUCCGCUUCUUUCCUCAGGGCCUUCCUUCCUCUCUGCAGGAGCUGAGAAUAAGUGACAAUCAGAUAGAGGAUGUGACAGAAGAGGCUCUGAGUGGAUGUGUCCAUCUGAGACUGCUGAACCUGAGUCACAACGUGCUGCACGAACAGAGCAUCGCUGCUCGGGCCUGGACCAAUCUCACUGCUCUGGAAGACUUGGACAUGUCCUAUAACCGCCUGACCUCCGUCCCCAUGCAUCUGCCACGGCCUCUCCGUCAUCUGACCCUACAACACAAUGCCAUCAGACACAUCCCUGCCCACAUCUUCCGUCACCUGCGGCCCGGCCUGAAGUCCCUUUUUCUGUCCCACAACGUCCUGGGUGAUGACGGUCUAGAGCGAUUUUCAUUUGCUGGAACAUACCGCACACUUGGUAAGCUCCUAUUGGACAAUAACCGUCUGGAGGAGGUCCCGCGCUGGCUUCGACAGUUUAAGAACCUGCAGGUGUUGAGACUGGACAACAACCAGAUCAGGUCGUUGAGACAGUGGGGAGUGUGCCACCCUCGUAAUUCUGGCUCCAGCCUGACCUCUGUCCACUUGGAAAACAACCUGCUGGAGGUGGAGAAGAUUCCCCCAAAGGCCUUCUCCUGCCUCAUUGACGCCCAGGGGCUGGUGCUUUAGCCACAGCACGGCCAGAUAGACCAAGAUACACAGGCAGAUAGAAUAACACACACACACACACACACACACACACACACACAACAUGCACAUACACAUCUUGCAACCGUGCAAGUUGUGAGAGAGCUUUCUAUGUCAGAAUUUCGUCUCUCCUUCAUUUCCAGUCAUAUUACUUUUCUCCUCUCAUUUGUUUACUAUUGCCGUCCUAAUCCAGGCAGAGUUUGCAGGGAAAUUGAUUCAUUACAUUGUUUGCAUAGUCAAACGACACAGUUCCAGUUUUGUUUUGCUCUGUCUUUUCAUUUAAUACCUUGGAUUAUGAAGAUCAUGAUGACUUAUGCACCAAAGCAAAUGUGUAAUUUGCAUAGUAGACGAGCUGCUCUUGAUAUAAAAUACCCUUGGAGUUCUAAAAGGAUAAUAAAUUGAAGCAAAAUCCU
Messenger RNA from Myripristis murdjan (pinecone soldierfish), 1678 nucleotides. Its product is annotated as extracellular matrix protein 2. Gene Ontology annotation, cellular component: extracellular matrix. Gene Ontology annotation, molecular function: heparin binding; collagen V binding; protein binding. The record is from RefSeq and is a predicted model, not a curated record. Bases 171 to 1247 code for a protein of 358 amino acids. Lineage: Eukaryota; Metazoa; Chordata; Actinopteri; Holocentriformes; Holocentridae. The transcript is spliced from 7 exons. Gene Ontology annotation, biological process: extracellular matrix organization; positive regulation of cell-substrate adhesion.